This is a messenger RNA of Otolemur garnettii (small-eared galago), 4767 nucleotides long. RefSeq names its product Rho/Rac guanine nucleotide exchange factor 18 (gene ARHGEF18). The coding region runs from base 275 to 4042 and encodes 1255 amino acids. Gene Ontology annotation, molecular function: guanyl-nucleotide exchange factor activity. Gene Ontology annotation, biological process: small GTPase-mediated signal transduction. NCBI's taxonomy places the organism in Eukaryota, Metazoa, Chordata, Mammalia, Primates, Galagidae. The record is from RefSeq and is a predicted model, not a curated record. The transcript has 27 exons.
UGUUCCAAGGCAGCUCACUGAGAGCGAGGAGGACCUCAGCCUGGAUUUGGGGGCCCUUCAGGGCAGCGAGUAUCUCCAGGACCUGGGCCUUGGGGCCCCUUCCCAUAGUCAACUUGGGGAGUCCAAGGACAGAAGUCCCCCUAGCAAAGAAGCUGGAAAGGACUCACCCUUCUCCAGCCCCGCAGGGUCCCAGAGCCCGCCACAGCAGCGCAGCUGGGAGAGGUCACGGAGCUGCUCAGAAAGCUGGAGUAGGUUCAGCCUCGAUGCUUCAGCUAUGGAUGAGGGACCCUGUCUCCCUCGGGCACUGGCUAGUCUUGCUCUAAACCUGCCAGGAGAAGGGCUGAAGACUUGGACACAAGGGGAUCUGCCUGGGGACAGGAUCCCAGCAGAGCACCCAGGCAAGGAAUGUGGCAGCUCUGAAAAAAGAGUGAGGUCACAGUCAGUUCCUGUGUCCUUUCAUGAGGUCAGCUCCCUGGAAAUCUCUCCGGGUUUGGAAGUGCCCAUUCCACCUGCCCAAGGCCUAGAACCCCCAGUGCUGGAACACAUGGAACAGGACCAUGUGGAACCAGAUCAUGUACUGAUCGUCCAACAAGUGCUUCAAGAACUUCGGCAGUACCAUGGGGCCCGGCAGAGGGCUUGCAUGUCAGCCAGCCCCGGAGGAGCCCACUCUAACCUAACCUGGUUUGAGUUCCUGUCCGAGAGCGAGGACAGUGCUGGCAAGAAUGAGAAGAGUGAGAAGAGCACUAGGGUGAAGCGUAGGCUGAGCUGCCUCCGAAGUCGUGUCACCAGGCAGAAGGAGAAGGUGAAGAGCCCAGCACAUCUAAAGGAAAAGAGUCAGAACACUCGAGAGAAGCGGGAGUGUGUCAAUGGGCACCAGCUGGCACAAGGGACCUUCUUCAGCCACACUAGCUGCCCCCUGUGUGGCAAACCCUUCUUGAGUUCUGCCUCGCUCAAGGAGCAUCCCCGGAGCACCCUCCUGUCCGAUGGCAGCCCAGCCUUCUCCAGGAAUGUCGGCAUGACGGUCUCUCAGAAAGGGGGUUCCCAGCCAGCACUGAGCCCGGCUGGAACUGGGAUGAGACUCGGACCAAUCUCAGGAGAGAUGGAUGAAGCCGAUUCUGUGUUUUUAAAGUUUAAGCAGGCAGCUGAUGACUCUCUUUCACUCACAUCUUCUAACACUGAGUCCAUUUUUGUAGAAGAUCCCUAUGCUGCCUCACUGAGGAGUGAGAUUGAAUCUGACAGCCACGAGUUCGAGGCUGAGUCCUGGAGCCUUGCUGUGGACUUGGCCUACGCCAAGAAACAAAAGAGGGAGGUGGUGAAAAGACAGGAUGUCCUUUAUGAGCUGACACAGACAGAGGUGCACCACGUGCGCACGCUCAAGAUCAUGCUGAAGGUGUACUCCAGGGCCCUGCAGGAGGAGCUGCCGGGCAGCUGUGAUGCCCUUAGCCGCCUCUGCGUCUGUGCGGACGACCUGCUGGACAUGCACAGUCGCUUUCUCUCUCUGCUCAAGGAGCGCCGCCACCAGUCCCUGGAGGAAGGCAGUGACCGGAAUUACGUCAUCCAGAAAAUUGGAGACCUCUUGGUACAGCAGUUUUCAGGUGAAAAUGGAGAAAGAAUGAAGGAAAAAUAUGGGGUGUUUUGCAGCAGCCACAAGGAGGCUGUCAGUCAGUACAAGUUGCUGUUGCAAAGCAAGAAAUUUCAAAAUUUGAUCAAGAAAAUUGGCAACUCCUCCAUUGUGAGGCGGCUGGGCAUGCAGGAGUGUAUUCUUCUGGUCACUCAGCGCAUAACUAAGUACCCAGUGCUGGUGGAGCGCAUCAUUCAGAACACGGAAGCCGGCACUGAGGACUACGAAGACCUGACCCAGGCCCUGAACUUCAUCAAAGACAUCAUCUCACAAGUAGACACCAAGGUCAGUGAAUGUGAGAAGGGCCAACGCCUCAGGGAGAUUGCAGGAAAGAUGGACCUGAAAUCCUCCAGCAAACUCAAGAAUGGGCUCACCUUCCGCAAGGAUGACAUGCUUCAGCGGCAACUGCACCUGGAGGGCACACUCUGCUGGAAGGCCACUUCAGGGCGCUUGAAAGAUGUCCUUGCUGUCCUGCUGACCGAUGUACUUUUGCUGCUACAAGAAAAGGAUCAGAAGUAUGUCUUUGCUUCCGUGGACUCAAAGCCUCCUGUCAUCUCUUUACAAAAGCUCAUUGUGAGGGAGGUGGCCAAUGAGGAGAAAGCAAUGUUUCUAAUCAGCGCCUCCCUGCAAGGGCCUGAGAUGUACGAGAUCUACACGAGCUCCAAAGAGGAUAGGAACACAUGGAUGGCGCAUAUCCGAAGGGCUGUAGAGAGCUGUCCCGACGAGGAGGAAGGGCCCUUCAGCGAGGCUGAGGAAGAAAGGAAGGUGAUUGAGUACCGUGCGAUGAGGCUCAGGGACUUCCAAGAGCGGUUGAGCCUGAAAGACCAGCUGAUCGUGCAGAGCCUUGCAGAAAAGCAACAGAUCUACCUGGAGAUGGCUGAGAUGAGCGGACUGGAAGACGUUGCCCAGGCUCGCACCCUCUUCCAUGGAGCAGACCUUGCUGAGACCCUGCAGGGGGAGCUGAUUUUCAAGUCGGCCAUGAGUGAGAUGGAGGGCAUUCAGAGCCUCAUCUGCAGGCAGCUGAGCUGUGCUGUCAGUCAGGCAGAAGAUGGAGACAGUUCUGUGGGCCUGCCCAGAAGGGCCGAGACCUUCGGAGGCUACGACAGCACCAAUAGCCCCAGCAAGAAUGGCAGUUUUAAGAAGAAAGUCUGCAGCACUGACCCCAGGCCUGGAGACUGGCAAGGCCCUGCAAACAGCAUGGACCCAAAGCUUGGUGACAACAAUACCUCUGGGGGCUCUGAGGAAUCACCACAGGUGAUGGAAGCACCCGGCAUGGAGUGUGGCCCCCGUCUGCCCACUGUCCUGGAAUCGGAGCUGGUCCGGCGGUUCCAGAUGUUGUACCAGUUGCUCCUGAGCCUGCAGGCGGUCGUAGUGCAGCAGGACAGCUACGUGGAGACGCUCCGCGAGCGUGAGAAGCAGUUCCGGCUGCAGUCGACGCGCGGGAACCUGCUGCUGGAGCAGGAGCGACAGCGCAAUUUCGAGAAGCUGCGCGAGGAGCAGGCAGGUGUGGAGAAGCUGCAGAGCCAGCUGCGGCAGGAGCAGCAGCGCUGGGAGCGUGAGCGCCAGCGGCAGUGUCAGGAGCUGGAGCACACGGCCGCGCAGCUGCAAGAGCGUGAGGACGAGGUCCGGCGGCUGCAGGAGCGGCUGGCACAGGAGCGCUGCGAGCUAGAGGGCCAGCGCCAGGCCUACCAGCAUGACCUGGAGCGGUUGCGUGAGGCCCAGCGUGCUGUGGAGCGAGAACGUGAGCGCCAGGAGCUGCUGCGCCGCCUCAAGAAGCAAAACACGGCGCCAGGAUCACUGCCGCCUGAUGCACUGGCCGAGGCCCAGCCUGCAAGCCAUCCUCCUAGCUUCAACGGGGACGGGCUGGAGGGGUCGCGAGUGAACAUGGUGCUGCCUGGCAUUGGGCCUGAGUACACAGAGCGCCCUGAGGUGGCUCGCCGAGACAGCGUCCCAGCUGAGGGCCGGCCAGCCAAGAGUGACGUGCCUAUCCAGCUGCUCAGUGCCACCAACCAGAUCCAGAAGCAGGCGGCCGUGCAGCAGCAGAUUCCUACCAAGCUAGCUGCUUUCACCAAGGGCGGCAAGGACAAGGGCAGCAAGAGCAGGGGCUCCCAACGCUGGGAGAGCUCAGCAUCCUUUGAUCUAAAGCAGCAGCUGCUGCUCAACAAAUUCAUAGGGAAGGAUGAGAGUGCCUCACGGAGCCGCCGGUCACUGAGCCCCAUCCUGCCCAGCAGCCACAGCCCUGCGCCCCUUGCAGAGCCCUGCUCCCUAGCCCCAAGCCCGGCCCCAGUGGACAGCCCCCCUGACUGCUUCUCCCUCAAGGCUGGGACCACAUCUUUCCUGCCGGUGCCCCCAUCCCCCUCACCAGCCACACCAUUCACCGCCAAGGAGGAAGCCAGCAAGGAAGAUGUCAUCUUCUUCUAAAAAGGCCAGGGAUUGAGGUGCAUACCCUCCUAGCCCUGCCUACCCUCUGCUCUCUGGGAACCCCCACAGGGUGCCACCCAGCUGUCCCCCUCCCUUUCCUGAGCAAACCACUGACAGCUGCCUGGCUGGAGCUGCCUAUUGGUGCUUUGGGUCUCAUGGCUCUUUCUGUAGGAUUAGCAGUGGUACCUGGGUCACUUUCUAAACCUUUCUUUUUCCAGAAAGGAAAGUUUUUAAUCAAAGGUUGAACCAGAGACAAACCAAGGAGCUGUUUUAAAUCAUAGCACCCCCAUUUGGUUAGAGGAACCCCUAGCCAUUUUCCCAAGGCAGUCAGGAAUGGUGAUGCUGGUUCUGCAAUGGGCUGAAGGACAGGACAGACCUCAAUCUAGGAAGGAGCUGCUGGCCCCAGCUGGGCUCCUCGGCCAUUAGGAGAACAGGUAGUCAGGGCACCAGGGGGCAGGUGUUGUCAUGUGCAUCUGUAUCCAGAGUUGGGCAGGAUCCACUUGCACAGCAGAGACCCACAUAGGUUCAUGAUGAACCUCUGAGCUACAGGAUGAGCUGGGCAUGGGGUGGACAACCAGCUCUGGGGCAGAGAAGGCUACAGGACAAGGCCAGCUGAGGGCACAGGUAGGUUCUCUGGGUCUGGAAACUCAUCUAGAAAGGGACUGACCUAUAGUCCUUUUAACUUGGCAGAGUUUUGUUUUUUGUUUGUUUUUUUUUUUUUUUGA